UUUACAGCCAAAAGCGGAGGAGUCGGACUGGAUAGAGAGAGAGACCUACAAGGUAGAGGACAGGAGGUUUAAACCUGUCAUCUUUACCAUCACUAUCAUCACUCUCAACCAACCAGUCAAUCAAGUUGUUUAAUUCUGAGACGUUUCUACAACGGACCAAAACGGAGCCGAACGAGGAAGACGGACAGCGACCCUCUCUAACUUCUGCAAUCAUGAUGUCAAUGAACAGCAAACAACCUUUUAGUAUGCACCCCAUACUGCACGAGCCCAAAUACACGCCUCUGCAAUCGACCUCGGAGGCCAUCCGGAGGGCAUGCAUGCCCACUCAUUCGCUGCAGGGAAAUAUCUUCGCCGGCUUCGAUGAGACUUUACUGCAGAGGGCUGAAGCGCUGGCUGCGGUGGAUAUAGCCAAGAGCCACCCUUAUAAACCAGACGCGACCUACCACACCAUGACCACCAUGACCAGCAUGACCUGCACCCCCACCUCAUCCUCGGGCCACCUCCACCACCCGUCCGUGCUCACCUCGCACCACCACCACCCACAUCACCAGGGCUCUCAGGGCCUGGACGGUGACUUGCUGGACCACCUGACCCCGGGAAUGUCCGUUUCCUUGGGAGGGAUGCCUGGUUCCGAUGUCUGCUCCACUGCCUCCCAUCCGCACGCCCACAUGUCCGCCAUCAAUCACAUGCAGCACCACCACCACCAGCAGGCCAUGAACAUGCAUCCUCACAGCAUGGGCUCGCACACUUCGCUGGGUGGCGGUGGGGAAUCAGAACCAGAUCCCCGGGAGCUGGAAUCCUUCGCAGAGCGGUUCAAACAGAGGCGGAUCAAGCUGGGUGUGACGCAGGCGGACGUCGGUUCUGCCCUAGCGAAUCUUAAAAUUCCUGGGGUCGGUUGUCUCAGUCAGAGCACAAUUUGCCGGUUCGAGUCCCUCACCUUGUCUCAUAACAACAUGGUGGCCCUGAAACCCAUCCUGGAAGCGUGGCUGGAGGAGGCGGAAAGGGCCCAGAGGGAGAAAAUGACCAAGCCUGAGAUUUUCAACGGAGGAGACAAGAAGAGAAAACGCACCUCGAUCGCUGCUCCAGAGAAGCGCUCUUUGGAGGCAUAUUUUGCGGUGCAGCCGCGACCGUCGUCUGAGAAGAUUGCAGCAAUAGCUGAGAAACUGGACCUGAAAAAGAACGUGGUCAGAGUGUGGUUUUGCAAUCAGAGGCAAAAGCAGAAAAGGAUGAAGUUCUCUGCGACACACUAGGCCAAAUAAAGAGCACAACUCAUCGAAUUGACAAAUCAUAAAUAAAUAGGCAAUCGGCUAAGAUGGUUUUGAGGCUAGCAGACAAGAUGCGCAUCGCUCCUUUGAAUUGGUAUAAAGACUUGAAAACCAAUAUCCUCGUGGGCGAUACGUAUUGCCUAACUUUUCAAAUGUAAAACGGAACAUAUCUACGAAUAGCCUACAAUAACAUUGAAACAGAAGAUCGACGUCAUCAUAUUCUCCAUGGAGGCCGAAAAGAGAACCCCCCAUAACUCAUGGCAAUUAUUGUACAAAAAUGGGAAUCGAAUAAUAAUGUUAUUAUUCUCCUCCAUCAGAAUAACUCUUUUAUAUUUAUCAUUGUAAAUAUUUGUGAAUACAUUGCACCUGCGUGUGUGAAGAGCUCAUCGAAUUCGUUCUUUUUUGAAAAAUUCUAAUUGUUGUUUGCUGAAGACAACUGAUGCUAGGGCGUAAUGUUGUCUUCAUUCUAUGUCUCAGAGAUUGUUGGAUCUCCGUAACACGGGGUAUAAUAACUGUAAUCAUUCAUUGCAUGGUUUACUCGUAGGGCGUUAUAUGUGCAUUAAUAGUUCUAAAAACCCAUCUGAAAACAUUGCAAUAAGAGAGCAUACACACGGGCCAACGCACUUACACGCGGACAUACACAGUAGGCUAUCUGUGUCUACCUCAUUAGUGUUGCCACAUUCAUGGUCGUUUUGGGCUAUAGGAGUAUAAAAACACAAAAGACGAAAAGUUUUUUCGUUACAUUAUUUUUUUCUCACAACGUUAUGCUUGAAUUAGAUGACUCACAGAUAUUUAAACGUGUGUCUGUAUUAUUUUCACUGCAAUGAUGCUUUGACAAUCAAAUUAUUUACAAUAAUUGCGUUGUAAAACGUCCCCUUUAUGUCCUCAUGUGAAAACUAAGAUAUUUGUGUUCUAUUUGUUAUGAUGAUGAUAAUUAGGCAAUGAAUGGAAAUAUUGGUUUCAUUGCAUCCCAGACUUUAGUGCACUUUGUAGAUAUUCUAAACAUGAGGAAUUGUUGACAUUUAUAUUUUCACCCGUUGCUUAAUUUGGUUCAUUUUUAUUUACCUAUUAAUUUAUUUGAACUUAAUUUAUUUAAAAUACAACGUAUUUCAUUUGUGAAGGUGUGCUUAAAUGUGUCUGUGUAAACGACAGAAACUAAAAUAAACCAUGCACGUUUUACCUCA
Molecule: messenger RNA, 2449 nt
Organism: Esox lucius (northern pike)
Lineage: Eukaryota; Metazoa; Chordata; Actinopteri; Esociformes; Esocidae
Gene: pou4f4
Product: POU family transcription factor
Exons: 2
Coding region: 213-1250 (345 amino acids)
Biological process (GO): regulation of transcription by RNA polymerase II
Molecular function (GO): DNA-binding transcription factor activity, RNA polymerase II-specific; RNA polymerase II cis-regulatory region sequence-specific DNA binding
Source: RefSeq, a predicted model, not a curated record